AUGCCCACCACGCCGGAACGUCUUCCGCAGCCCAACAAUCCGCACCGCGCUGCUCUCCUCGUUCUCCACCACUUCAAACACGCCGUCAUCCGCGCGCCCGUCCUCGAAGUUGUCCUCUUCAUCACGCUGACUGCGGCAGAAGCACCAACGCAGCGGAUCCACAAUGCAAAACAGAGGGUGCCGCGUCGUCCCCCAGUCCCUCGGCACAACAGCAUCCAGGUAGACCAUUAUCACAGCGUACAGCACCGUGUCAAGCAGAAGCACACCCAUGAUCGUGAGCAUGUUCGGCUGGUCACGGGAACUCGUGGUGUCGGACAUGGUCAUUCCACCGCCCAGCUCGUGGCUGAACAUGAUAGAAACACCAACGGAGAAUCCGCUCGGCGACAGCACAGAAGCAGCAAUCUUCGCAGGACCGGUAGAAUCCGACACCACAAAGAGAGGGAUCGCGAAGACGAAGUAGAUCAGCGGCGACAGUAA
Molecule: messenger RNA, 477 nt
Organism: Trypanosoma grayi
Lineage: Eukaryota; Euglenozoa; Kinetoplastea; Trypanosomatida; Trypanosomatidae
Exons: 1
Coding region: 1-477 (158 amino acids)
Source: RefSeq, a predicted model, not a curated record